AUGCUUAAAUCAACAUACGUGCCGUCGGCGGCGGCGGCAGCAAGCAACGCGCCUCUGCCGCCUGGUUGGACAGAACACACGGCACCGACUGGACAUACCUAUUACUACCAUGCCGAGACGAAAGAGUCGACAUACAAGCGUCCGGGAGUCACUUCUGUUCCCGACCCGAUACCGCAACAGCAGCCCUAUGCGCCGUACAGUGGUAUGCCGUCGCUCGCCGACCCCAAGGUUGCCAAUGCCUAUCUCGCCCAACACAACCGUGGGCCACAACAGCAACAGCAGCGGCAAGACCAUGGCAAAGGUGCAGCGCGGCCUCGCCCACAACCGAUAGAUAAGCCCCGGAGGAAGAUGCCAAUCCCUGGCCACGAGCCUUGGAUCCUCGUGUACACCAAGUACUCACGGCGCUUCGUCUACAACUCUGCAAAGAACAUGAGCUACUGGCGCAUUCCCGAGAAGCUGAUGCCGGCCAUCCUCGAAAUGGACAAGAAGCGCAUACAAGAGAAGGCCGCGGGUAACAAAGAUGCAGCUGAAUCCAAAGGCGGCGAUGCUGGCGAUAGCUCAGAGUACGAGGAAGUCGAAGGGACGGACGACGAGGGCGACCGGGACGACGCCGGCUCGGUGCACCCUAACAAACGGCAACGGACUGAUGACGAUGACGAUGCCGACGACCAAGAAGAUGAAGAAGAGGAGGAGCAAGAUGCUGGCCCUCUCGAGUUCACAGAGGACGACAUCGCGAUGCAACUACAAAUGAUGGGCGACGACUACGGGCUAGAGCCAGGCGAAUAUGACGACGGCAAUACACAAGACUGGCCAGAAGGCGCCGAAGGGCUGGAAUUUUCGCAAGAGGACGCCGAGUUACUCUUUACCGAUCUACUCGACGACUUUCGCAUCAACCCAUACAGCUCUUGGGAGAAGCUACUCGAGGACGGCAAAAUUAUAGAAGACCCGCGGUACACGGCGCUGAGCACGACCAAGGCGCGCAAAGAGUGCCACGACAAGUGGUCACGCGAACGGAUAGCCCAGCUCAAGGCGCAGCGUGCCACGCAGGAGAAGCAGGACCCGCGCGUGGCCUACAAUGCUUUGCUGCAAGAAAAGGCCACGCCGAAACUAUACUGGCCGGAAUUCAAAAGGAAAUUUAAGAAAGAAGACGCCAUGCGUGACAUGAAGCUGCCGGAAAAGGACAAGGAGAAGAUUUAUCGCGAGCACAUCAACCGUCUGAAGAUGUCGUCCUCGUCGCUCAAGUCGGAUCUCACCGCGCUGCUCAGGGCACAGCCCAUCACGCAGCUCAACAACAGGUCGUCUGUCAAGAAUGGGCUGCCGAGUGCCGUCCUGGCCGACGUGCGGUACAUUUCCCUGCCGCCGAGCGUGCGCGACCCCUUGGUCGAGGCGUUUGUGCAGAGCCUCCCGCCGCCGCCCCACGGAGAGGGCGAGGCGGCGGCGGCCGAAGAGGACGAGGAGCGCAAGAAGGCGCGCGACGCGAGAGAGAAGCGCGAGCAGGCGCUCCAGGAGCACAACCGCAUGGUGGACGAGCAGCGCAGGAGGCGCGAGCGCGAUGUGGCGGCGAGCAAGGCCCGGCUUCGAGAGGGCGAGAUGGAGCUCGACAUGGCGAUGCGUGUGAACAAGAGGGGCCUGCAGGGCCAGCUGGCGGAUAUGAAGAUGGACGAGGCCCAGCCGCCGCCCGCACCAGAGUAG
Molecule: messenger RNA, 1692 nt
Organism: Akanthomyces muscarius
Lineage: Eukaryota; Fungi; Ascomycota; Sordariomycetes; Hypocreales; Cordycipitaceae
Exons: 1
Coding region: 1-1692 (563 amino acids)
Cellular component (GO): nucleus
Molecular function (GO): transcription coregulator activity; RNA polymerase binding
Source: RefSeq, a predicted model, not a curated record